GUAAUCGAGGAUAGCGUCGCAGUUUUCGCAGCGGACAAUCACUUACAACACACAAGAUCAAAAUGAUGACCAAAGUCCUCGUUCUUCUGGGCGCCCUCGUAGCGGCCUGCUCCGCCGGAGUAGUCCCAGCGAUCCCGGCCGUGGUUCCCGCGGCGGUCCCAGCCGCUUUGACGGUCGGGACCUACGCUACGAGUUACAACGCGCACGCCAUCAACCACGCCAUAGCCGCCCCGUACGUAGCCGCGCCAGCGUAUGCAGCCGCACCGCUCGCUUACUCCGCUCUGCCAGCCACUUACGCGUAUUCCGCCCCGAUCAUCGCCGGAAGACGCUGAAAGGAAGGACGCUCGCGAGUCCCGUCGCCGGAAACUCAACCGUACUGACCUCGAACCUGCGAAGAGCGGACAGCAACUGUCGAUGACUGAGCGUCGAUGACGCUCAGUUCUUUUCUCUUUUGUAAAUAUUAUCGUAAAUACUAUUGUAAAUACGAUCGCCCGGUCGAUGCACUUUGCAUCGGCGCAAAAUUUAAUACUGAUUAGUAGCUGAUUAAUACAUUAUUCUUGAACGAAUGAA
Molecule: messenger RNA, 570 nt
Organism: Harpegnathos saltator (Jerdon's jumping ant)
Lineage: Eukaryota; Metazoa; Arthropoda; Insecta; Hymenoptera; Formicidae
Exons: 2
Coding region: 63-332 (89 amino acids)
Source: RefSeq, a predicted model, not a curated record